This is a messenger RNA of Penicillium chermesinum, 264 nucleotides long. RefSeq names its product SUMO family protein SMT3. The transcript has 2 exons. Lineage: Eukaryota; Fungi; Ascomycota; Eurotiomycetes; Eurotiales; Aspergillaceae. Gene Ontology annotation, biological process: protein sumoylation. Gene Ontology annotation, cellular component: nucleus; septin ring. Gene Ontology annotation, molecular function: ubiquitin-like protein ligase binding; protein tag activity. The record is from RefSeq and is a predicted model, not a curated record. The coding region runs from base 1 to 264 and encodes 87 amino acids.
AUGUCUGAGCCAGAAGCCCCCGCUCAGUCGGAGCACCUCAACAUCAAGGUCACCGACAACAACAAUGAAGUUUUCUUCAAGAUCAAGCGAUCCACUCCCUUGAAGAAGCUUAUGGAUGCUUUCUGUGAUCGCCAGGGAAAGCAGAUGACGACUGUGCGGUUCCUUUUCGAUGGAACCCGUGUACGUCCCGAUGACACUCCUGAUACUCUUGAUAUGGCCGACGGCGACACCCUCGAGGUUCACCAAGAACAGAUUGGUGGCUAA